This is a messenger RNA of Angiostrongylus costaricensis, 1548 nucleotides long. The record is from the annotation of a GenBank genome assembly. Lineage: Eukaryota; Metazoa; Nematoda; Chromadorea; Rhabditida; Metastrongylidae.
CAACGACAACAACAACGAAGAUCUGUACCAACCUCGCAAUCUACGUGUAUUUUUGCCUCACUAGUAGCAUUUAGUGAGCAAGAACCACCGGCAUCACUUCUUAAACUCAAUAUGAUUGCUGAAAGAGAAAAAGGCUGGCUGUUGGUGGUGGAGUCUCUAAUUGAAACCGUGCCAGAUGAUGAUUCUUUGGGUCCAGCAGUGAUAACGCUAUUUUUAGAUGAAUGUCCAUUGCCAUCAAAGGACACAGUUCAUCGGCUCUUAUGUUCUCUGCGUCUCGAUCAGGCGUCCUUACCUAAUUCUACAAGGAAACGAAGUUGGCAUCGAAACACCUGCAUUGUCUUAGGUAGCAUUUACAAAUCGGCUUUGUUCAACGUUCACUGGCGGAAAAACUUGCUGGCAGUAGCAGUGUGGCAAUACUUUAACAACUUUUUUAACUGUUACUUUUACAACGUUUUUUCUUUGAAAUCGUUUGAAAAUCAGUUCCUGAUUUCACGAACCCUAGAAAAUUCACCAACACAUCCCCUUGAGGUAAUUUUACAAUGGCGGUUCUACACAUCCAAUUCAAUAAAACGCCAAGUGGGGUUUUGUGCCACAUGGGCGCUUGACAAUAUUUUCGUCACUCCUAAUCGUACCUACGCAUAUGAGACUACCGAUGUAUCCCAUAUAAAUGUAAUGUUGAAUCAUGAAGACGUCAGUGAAUACUUGAAGAUAGGGCCGGACGGCUUGGAGGCUCGUUGUGACGUUUCGUCGUUUGAAUCUGUGCGUUGUACAUUUGCAGUCCAAGAUGGCGUAUGGUAUUAUGAAGCAAUCAUAUAUACACCAGGAGUAAUGCAGAUUGGGUUUGCUACAAAAAGGAGUCGGUUUUUAAAUCAUGAAGGAUAUGGAAUUGGUGAUGAUGAGUCUUCCGUCGCAUACGAUGGUUGUCGCCAACUUCUUUGGUAUAAUGCGCACUCCAGUCGACAUGAACACGAUCCGUGGUCUCCAGGGGACGUUGUUGGUUGUUUGUUGAAUAUUCCUACCGGUACCGUAAUGUUUUAUCUGAAUGGCCAACCUCUUCAACGACCACACUUAGAAUUUCUCAAAAAUCGACCUGCUGGUGAUGGAGUUUUCGCGGCGGCGUCAUUCAUGUCAUUUCAGCAAUGUCGCUUUAAUUUCGGUGCUGAACCUUUCAAAUAUCCUCCAGAUAUCUCAUUCAAGUAUGGAGGUGCAACGUUGACAGUAGAGCAGAAAACUAUUCUUCCACGGCGGAGGCGUCUCGAACUUCUACAGAAGGAACCUAUUCCUGAGAAUUAUUGUACAAUCUGUUAUGCAUAUCCAGGAGAUACCGUGUUAACGCCGUGCAUGCAUGGUGGUUUCUGCAACACAUGUUCUAUGCAGUUGGAUCAUUGUCCAUUAUGUCGGCAAGCAAUUGAGAGUCGAGUCGAAGAUGAAGCUCGGCGUGUCUCCAUUCGUAAAGUAUCGGAGAACCAAGUAUACUCUGCUGCCGGUCAUCGUAUGUCAAUUGGUCAGGCACAUUUCACUCCUCAUAGAACCAUGACCGAAUUGUGA